AUGCUCAAACUACUUCUAACGCUCUGCCUGCUGACCGUGGCCGCUGUGAUGGCCGAUAAGGAGCGGGUGAUUGAUGGGGCUGGUGCUCGAAUGCGUGGCCAUCAUCAUGCCGAUGGCGAGAGUGAUGAUGUUGAUCAUCAGGCAAUCCUUGGGUCCAAGCACCGCGCCGAGGAGUUCGACCAUCUGCCGGCCGAGGAGUCGCAGCAGCGACUCCGCGUCCUCGCCCAACGGAUGGACAAGAAUGGCGAUGGAUUUGUCGACGAGGCCGAGCUGACCGAGUGGAUCCGGAACUCGAUGAAGUCGCUGGAUGACGAGGAGGCUGGGGAGCGGAUGAAGGAGAUGGACAGCGAUGGCGACAACAAGAUCAGCUGGGAUGAAUACGUAGCCGACUCAUUCCCGGAGACCGACCUCGCCAAGCUCGACCACGACGACAAGAAGUUGCUCAACGAGGACAGGAAGUACUUUGCUGUCGCCGAUCAGGACGGCGACGGAAAGCUCUCGGAAGAAGAACUGCGCGCCUUCCUCAAUCCCGAGAACUAUGACCAUAUGCAUAAGGUUCUCGUGGAGGUAACGCUUAUGGAGAAAGACGAAAACGGCGAUGGCGCCAUCGACCUCAACGAGUUCCUCGGCGAGAUGAAAGACCAACCGCACUCCGAUUGGCAUCAGGUUGAAAAGACCCGAUUCGCCCAAGAGUACGACUUGGACAAGGACGGGUUCCUGCGAGGAGAAGAGGUGCGGAAGUGGCUGAUUCCGGAUUUGUAUCAGGUGGCCGUCCAAGAAAGCCGACAUCUGAUCCAGACGGCUGAUAAAGACCAAGACGGCAAGUUGUCGAUCGAGGAGAUCGUCGACGAGUACCGUACCUUCGUUGGAUCAGAAGCUACCAACUACGGAGAACACCUGAAGACGGUCCAUGAGGAGCUC
Mesorhabditis spiculigera is the source of this 921-nucleotide messenger RNA. Lineage: Eukaryota; Metazoa; Nematoda; Chromadorea; Rhabditida; Rhabditidae. The record is from the annotation of a GenBank genome assembly.